Messenger RNA from Xylona heveae TC161, 1151 nucleotides. Its product is annotated as putative ATP synthase subunit gamma, mitochondrial. Lineage: Eukaryota; Fungi; Ascomycota; Xylonomycetes; Xylonales; Xylonaceae. The record is from RefSeq and is a predicted model, not a curated record. The coding region runs from base 108 to 1004 and encodes 298 amino acids. Gene Ontology annotation, biological process: proton motive force-driven ATP synthesis. Gene Ontology annotation, molecular function: proton-transporting ATP synthase activity, rotational mechanism. The transcript is spliced from 5 exons.
ACCACCAUCAAUCAGUUGAAGGCAUCACGGAUUAGCUCGUGUAUCCGGCCUCAAUCCCUUCGCCGUCGAUCGCUCUCCGCUCAAUUCGUCCUCUUAUAUCCGACAUAAUGCUCUCGAGAGCUGCUCGUCCGGCUCUCCGGGCUGGCGCCGCGGUCACUGCCCGGCCCAUUGUCCCCAAUGCCGCCAACUUCGCUACCCUUCGUGAGAUUGAGGGUCGUCUCAAGUCCAUUCGGAACAUCGAAAAGAUCACGAAGACGAUGAAGAUUGUCGCCUCGACUAAGCUCACCCGUGCCCAGAAGGCCAUGACCGAGUCCCGAAGCUACGGAGAGGCUUCCAACACCGUCUUUGAAAAGGCCGAGACCAAGCCUUUGGAGGGUGAGGGCAAGAAGACCUUGAUCGUUGUUGCCAGCUCCGACAAGGGUCUCUGCGGUGGUAUUCAUUCCGGUCUCUCCAAGUACACUCGUGCCAUGCUUCACAACAAGCCUGAUGCCGACAUUGUCGUCCUCGGUGAGAAGUGCAAGGCUCAGCUCGGCCGUUCCAACGGCAAGAACAUUGUUCUCAGCUUCGCCAACGUCGGCAAGGACGUCCCCACCUUUGCCGAUGCCCAGGCCAUUGCCGACCAGAUUUGCCUGCUUCCCACCGACUACGCCUCGAUCCAGAUUGUCUACAACAAGUUCCUCAACGCUCAGAGCUACGAGCCUACUCCCGUUGAGGCUUUCUCCGAGGAGGCUAUCAAGAACUCCCCCAACUUCGCUGCCUUCGAGAUUGACGACGAGGUCCUCUCCAACCUCCGCGAGUACGCCCUCGCCAACUCUCUCUUCUGGGCUCUUGCUGAGGGUCACGCCUGCGAGCAGUCUGCUCGUCGCAACGCCAUGGAUAACGCCUCCAACAACGCCGCCGACAUGAUUAACAAGUUCCAGAUUCUCUUCAACCGUACCCGUCAAGCCGUCAUUACUGGCGAACUGGUUGAGAUUAUUACUGGUGCCGCUGCCUCCGAGCAGUAAGCGACUGGGUAGUACGAGAGAAACGAACUGGAUGGGUUGCAUGCAGCGCGUUUUCUUCACAUUCUGCUGCCAAAUGAUGGGACGUUUAGAAGCCAUGUAUCAUACAUAGUUUUGGUCACAGUGAAAUAAAGUAUCGUUGUUUAGAUG